Messenger RNA from Mus musculus (house mouse), 8403 nucleotides. RefSeq names its product regulator of G-protein signaling 17 (gene Rgs17). Bases 605 to 1237 code for a protein of 210 amino acids. The transcript is spliced from 5 exons. The record is from RefSeq and is a predicted model, not a curated record. Gene Ontology annotation, molecular function: GTPase activator activity. NCBI's taxonomy places the organism in Eukaryota, Metazoa, Chordata, Mammalia, Rodentia, Muridae. Gene Ontology annotation, biological process: G protein-coupled receptor signaling pathway; response to amphetamine. Gene Ontology annotation, cellular component: nucleus; synapse; cytoplasm.
UCCCUCCCCGCCCACCCCAGCCUCCUCCCUCUCUGCUCUAUCCUGGCCUCUCUCCCUCUCUCCGUCGCCGGGUGCUGAAGUUGGGCGGAUGGCACGGAGCCUGCUCCGCUAGAGGACGGAGCAGCCCACUCUCGAGCACCCUCGGACCCGGACCCCGGAGCUCUCGCCCACAUCUAAGUCUACCCGGUAAGACGCGACCUCUGAAUCCCGGAGAGGAUAAAAAAAAAUAAAAAUAAUAACAUGAAAAUGUCUGCUUUGCACUGAUGGGUGGGCUUGAUUUUUUUUUUCUCUUCUUUUGCUCCCCCACCCCCACGGCGAGGGGGAGGUAGGAUAGAGAGGGCGGAGGGGGCGCCCGCUGCCUGUGCCCUGGCUGAUAAAGCAGUGGGGCGCGCGGGUCUCGGCGGGCAGCACCGCCCCGCGGCUCCGUGAAGUUGAAUCCCGCGUGGUCCGCUUCAGGGCCCGGUCCACUCGCGUCCCCGGGCUCUGUGGAGGGACUGAACCGCUCUCCUGCGGGUCACGGCUUCGGGUGUCCCUGCUUCUGCGGGGAGAAAUCUCAGCACCUUCGGGGACCUGGAGGAGGCAGUUGGGUUCUGAAGCAGCUGACAUGAGAAAACGGCAGCAGUCACAAAAUGAAGGAACACAGGCUGUGUCUCAAGCGCCUGGAAACCAAAGGCCCAACAAUACCUGCUGCUUCUGCUGGUGCUGUUGCUGCAGCUGCUCCUGCCUCACUGUCAGGAAUGAGGAAAGAGGAGACUCUUCGGGGAGAUCCCCACAUACCACCAAAAUGGAGAGCAUCCAGGUCCUAGAGGAAUGCCAAAACCCCACUGCAGAUGAAGUCUUGUCCUGGUCUCAGAAUUUUGACAAGAUGAUGAAGACUCCUGCAGGAAGAAACCUUUUCCGAGAGUUCCUCCGAACGGAGUACAGUGAAGAGAACCUACUCUUCUGGCUGGCCUGUGAAGACUUAAAGAAGGAGCAGAACAAAAAGGCUGUUGAAGAAAAGGCCAGGAUGAUAUACGAGGAUUACAUUUCUAUACUGUCACCGAAAGAGGUCAGCCUGGAUUCUCGAGUUAGAGAGGUGAUCAACAGGAGUCUGCUGGACCCCAGCCCACACAUGUAUGAAGACGCCCAGCUUCAGAUCUACACCCUAAUGCACAGAGAUUCUUUCCCAAGAUUCUUGAACUCACAGAUCUAUAAAGCUUUUGUGGAAAGUACCACCAGCUGUACUUCUGAAUCCUAAUUUUCAGUUGACAGGCCAAAAAAAAAAAAAAAUCCAUUUCAGAGGGCUGGGAUGGGAAAUAAAAGUAAUUAAAUAACACCAGAAAUUGAGUUCCUGAAAAACUACAGGUUGACUGCUGGGGAAAUACAAUGAGGAAGGUCUCUUGUCUCCAUUUUUAUCAAGGUUAUCCAUGAUUCUGUUUGGGGCAACAACAACAAAAAAAGCCUAUAUGAGACAAUGAAUUGCCAAAUUAAGUUUGUUUGAUUCAACACUUGCUCUACUUGCAAGCAAAUUGUGUUCCUAGUCCUCUGAACAAUCCCCUAGUGCAUCUCUAGAGGCCGCAUGUGCAAAGUAAAACUGCUUCGUCUGCCCUUUACUUGUGCUAUUAAAUCAGUAGCAUACCUUGUAUCUGUAUUUAAGGACUUUUGUGCAAUAUGGUCUCUUAGAAACAAUUGCCAACAAAUUGGCCGUGGUUUGCAUUUUUUAAAAGCAUAAUCCAAUACACACAAAGGCUAUUUUAAACAUGUAACAGUGAUAUUUAACCAUGCUACAUACUGUGUUUAGUAUACCGUCUCUGAAGCCAAUUUUUCUGUACAUGUUUAAAAAAAAUAGAAGCUGUUAAAGGAUCUUACUGUGUGAGCCCUCUGGUUGUUCACUGCCCAAAUUCUGGCAUUUUUGUUACAGAAGAGUUUACUAUAUAAGAAAGAAAGAAAGAAAGAAAGAAAGAAAGAAAGAAAGAAAGAAAGAAAAGAAGAGAAAAAAAGGAAAGAAAGGAAAAGAAAGAAAGAAGGAAAGAAGAAAAAGAAAGAGAGAGAAGACAAAACUUUAUGAUAAGAAAAAUUUUAAUAAGCACAAAACAAUCUGCAGAUAUCCUGUCUCAUUGAAAAUUCCAAGAGUGAUACUGUUUUUAGGUCUGAAAGAAGAAAAGAGUCUAUGUAUAUAUGAAAUGUCCAGUACUAUAAUUGAGUUAUUAAAGAAUGGCUCCUCAGUUCUAAAAGAGUGAUGCAAACCUCUGAAUGUCAGCAGGUAAACAAUAAUAAGUUCGAUAAUCCAGUUUGGGAAUAUAAAGGGAAAAGAACUAGUAAAGGAAUGCCUACAUGUAGCACUGUCAAAAGCAUAGUGAGGAAUUGCAUCUGACUUGUGGCGUAUUCACCUUGAACAUAUAAUCCAGUGAAAAGCUUAAGUUUUUCCUAAGUAACACUUUAUAAAGAAUUACAAAGAAGAAAACCUUCAAUGUCAGACCUUAACUGUUUUCACAUAGUCUCUCAAGAAAGACUUAUUUUAACAUUGUUAAAAACAAACUCUUAACCCUCAUCCAUAAUUAAAAGGCAGUACAGUGCUCAAACCUUCUAGCUGCCAAUAUUAUUUUUUUAUAAUUACAUUAACUCUUUACAUGAAAUACUCCCCUGACCACAGCAUGUAUUUAUGACCUUCUGAACAGUAUCGUCUUGUGCACAAAACCAAAAUUACAAUCAAUGUCAUAUUUAUAUCAAGGUCUUACCUUUCAAUAUCAAAAUCCCCUGGAGCCUAUUUUUUUAAUCUUAAACUCAAUGAGUAUAUGUUGAGUAACCUUUAAAAAUGAAAGAUUUAAAAAGAUUUAUAUCCACUGAGAAUACAGGCCUUAUAUUAAGGAUGAUAUUAAAAUUAUAGGUUUUAUUUGUCAUUUUUAACUACCUCUCAUAUUUUUAAUUUAUUAAACAUAUUUUUUUAAAGCACAAGUUUGGAGUUUUCUUUUUAACUUUAUUUUACUUGAAAGGUUGGCAUCAUGUUUCUUUUUCCAUAAAUUUAAAACAUUUCAAGAAUUGUUUUUUAAGUGAAUAUGAUUUUCUAAUUUAUAUAGAAUUCAGGAGCUAUGAUUCAAAGGGCUAUUACAUAUUCCCUAUGCAAAUAUUUUAACUGUUGCAGUGUUUGACAAAAUGGGAUUUUAAAAAAACAAUUUGCAGAGUGGAAAAACAAAACGUUGUGUUUACACUGGCGCCGCUGACUAUCCUACCAUGCUCAGCACUUUUAAAUACAUUAUUUAUGACAAUGUAGUUUAAAUGCAAGAUAUUUAUAAUAUUCAUCUUUUAAAAAAUGCCUGUGGAUUUUUUUUUUUCCUGAAAGUGUUAGUGUGUUUAAGAUACGCUUUGCUUAUGUCACCUAGAUGUUUACUAUUUGAAUAGUUUUGGUAAUCUGUUGAGAAAAAAAGAUAGUUAUGAAGAUGUUUACAAAAAUAUAAUCCUAUUUUUUCCUAAAGAGUCAAGAAAACGUAAAAGCAUCAUGGCUUCUAUUGUGAAGUCCCACCGUUCUGAAUGAUUUGAUUCUUUCCUUGAUUAGUGUUGAUUAUGCUAAUAGGAUGUAUACACAUGUAUAGUGUACCAUCAUCCUCGUUCUGUGUUUGGGGCACAAUGAGUUGGUGCACAUGACCAGGAAAAAUGUAAUAUAUUACCACACCCUGCAUGCAUGAUUGUUUUCGAUGUAGACUUUAUUAUAUCCCUGUUCCAUGGAUGCCAGUGACUGACUGUCACAGGCGAUCUUUACAAUACGCUCUGGACUAUUGGGCGAGCUGUCUGUGUGACAAUGCAUUUAAUAUUUUACCAAAUGGAAGAGAUAAGGCUCCUUGAGAGAGUCCUCAUCUCUAACCUAGGCAUUUGCAGUGUUUGAUUUCAAAGUUGCUGUGUCUUUGGAACCUGUGUACAAGGAGGUUCCAAAGCUGAUUUGCACAGUCCCUGCCAUUAGCCAUUGCUAUGUGAGCAGUUCUAUGCUAAAUUCAUAUUUCAGGGGGAUGGCUUCUUAGUUCACUUGAGAAUGUUUCAAGUUUUGAAGAGUGUGUCUGUGGACUUGUGACUAUGCCAGUCUUUAAAAUAUGGUGUGGUUUCUUCUGUUUAAGUCACAGAGCUAUAAUAAACAAACAAAAGCCCACAACUGGUGUCUGCCACCAUUUCAAGAGCACAACACUUGAUAUAGUCAAGUUUGAUUUAAUUCCUAGUGGGUGAAUCGCUCCCUGGGGAGACCCUAGCACUUUAAAUGAAGCACCUUAUAUUUACGAUUGCCAAGAUAACUUUGCAUAUUGUCAGAAUCUGUUAAUGCACACACAAGAGGAUAACGCACUUUCUAUAGUACCUGUCUAUAGGCAUAUCUAUUGUGGAAAGCAAAGGAGAUUGUGUAGGUGAUGUAUACAGCGGUGACUCAAAGGCAGAUGUCUUCAUAGGUGGAUCUUACACAUAGACAUGCUAAUGCUGAAGGGGUGACUCUUCUCUUUCUGACUUAUUAUGACAUCAUCCAAAGUUAGCACCGAUGCUCUGAUGGCAUGAAAAGGGCAUAUGAAUGUUAACAAAACAGGAUUUUGAUACUGAAGUUAUAAAUGUAAAAGUAAAAAUUACAAUAUGGCCUUUAAAACAGUCUUACAAUAUUUAUAUAUGACCAGUUCUAACAGUGUGUCACUGCCUAGAACAUUUAUUAGUGCCCUUCAAUGUCUCCUAGUAUACAGAAUGUGCUAUAUUUAUUUGAUAGUUAAGUGUUAAAGGACUAUAGAAAUAGAUAAAGGCUUAUCUGUUGAAAACAAAUGUACAUCUCUUCCCAUUAUGCUAAUUUAAAAUACUUGAAUCUUAAUUUAAGUUCAUUCUUUUAUUCUAGAAUUUUUUUAAUAGUCUCAGAAAAAUGUCAUAUUGUAAUUGUGGAAACUACACUUGCAACAAAUAAAAAACUUCAGGUGCUUUGGUGAAGGUUUUUAAGUGGAAGGAAUGAAAAUAAAGCAUAGAAAAAUGAACUUUUUGAAGAACCAUCAAUUUGUUUUUAAACAGGUAGAAGAUACACCUAGAACCCGACAUAACAUGAAUUUUUGAAUACUUUCAGCUUUUAUAUAUUGACAUAUUAUUUUGAAACAGGAAAUACGGUCAACAGAUUGGGUUACCUAUCUAUUUAGAUUGGCAGUUAAUGACCAAUCUCCAAAGUAUCUAUUUUUAAGUCUGUUUGAGUACUCUUUUCUGUUCUUAAAUUUCUGAUGAUCAUAAAAUGCUGUCCCUAGAAAGGAGCAUACCAUGUGUAAUAAUCUUAGCAAUUCUCCACUUGCCACAAUUGCAAAUAUUUACCACUAAAACCUACCAAACCUUCCUUCAGAACAUGUCUGCAAGAUUAUAAUAUCGUCUUAACAUCUUUGCAGUGCACACAGUGCAUGGAGGAGCACUGGCUUUGAUUUCUGUGGGUGUUAAAAAAUAUUUCUUUUACAAAUAAAGUCCUAAGCAGCCAUAAGGGACAUGUUUUCUUUCCCACUGAUUGAAGAGACUAUACCAGACCAUCAUUCUGUAGAAAACAGGGAGAUGGAGUGUAGCCUUCGUUGGGCAAAUGGGGUUGUGGACUCUGAUUCUCAUGACAUAAAGCUCUAAGUUGAGAAAAAGCCAUGACCUAAAGUAUUCGUGAUGAUAGCCACAUGUACUAUUUUAAUGUCGUGCAUGAAAUCUGAAAUUCAGUCCCCUCCUCAUGUCUUAUAUCGUAUGUCUUCUGUUGCAAAGUUUUCCAUUGAUUCGUGCCUUUAUCACAGCAUUUUCAGCUUUUUAAACAGUUAGAAAUAUGUGAGCUUUAAACCGAUGAUUAAACAAACUGUCUAAGAUUUGGGCACAUUUCCUUUUGAAAUGACAGCUGAUUUCGAGUUGUAUUUCUAUCCAGAGGUGGUAGGGAAAGUCACGUAACCUUUCUGAAUCUGAAUCUGUUUCUUUGUCUUAAAAUAUUGACUAUGGGGUGUCCAUGGGAACAGUAAUGUUGCAUAUAAUAAUUGACCGGAGUUCUUCAGCCUAGUAACAAUAACAUUUUUUGGAAGGUCUGUAGUUGGUGUCAUUUCACUGUAUUCUCUCCUCGUGUUUCCUUGGAAAGUUUAGGUUAGCACACAAAGAGGGUUCAUCAUGACAUUUUCAUACCAGUGUCUCAUGAUAUCUUCUUCUCAUUUGUUCCUCACUGCCUUUCCCAGGGCCUUCUACUUUCUUUGCUUAUUUUUUUUUAAACAUACUUGAAACUUUAAAAUGUGCAUAGGUAUGGACAAACACCAUACACACACACACACACACACACACAUGCAUACAGAGACACAUAUACACACAGACACAGACAUACAGUUAUGCCGCCCACAGACACAUGCACAAGCACACAUACACACAGACACAUCGAAACAUCCACACACACCACACACACACAUACAGAAAUACACACUCAAAGAUGGAGACAUAGGCAAUAAAAUGACCAUCCCUGUGGGUGGGAAUACUAUAGAAUCAAGUUAGUUACCAGUAUGCCAAGUAUGCCAGUGGGCAACAGAGCUGAAAGCAAUGUCAUAAAUCAUGAUUCGAAAAUAAUCCCUUCAAUAUUAGUGUGACUUUGUCGAUUCUAUCAUGAAACUAUGAAUAGAAAGAUGAAUACAAGUGGCUAAGUGUUCAUUAACAGUUUCACCAAACUUUUGAAUAUUUUCAGCUUUAUAGCAAAAUGAUGAGGCAGUAAAUGCCCUCAUGUGUUCUAUGUGUCUGGGAAGCAAUUUUCCCAAAUAAUAACUAAAAUUGACCCAUCGAGUCUGUGUUCCACUCCAUCAUCAUCCUUCACCUCUUGCCUUCUCUGCCCUUCCCAUCCUGUAACCACACGACCUCCUGUUGUUUCCUCUCUUUGUGUUUCUUUCAGCUGUGACUCUCUCUAAAUGGUCUUGUUUUUUCAAAACCUUGACAGUUGUGAGUGGAAGUGAUGUCUAUUUUACAGAGCAUCGCUCUGCAGGGUGGGGUUUGUCAAGACUUCUCCUGUUUAUAUGAGUGGGGAUUUUUUUUUUGUUUUUGUUUGUUUGUUUUUAGUUUCUGAAAGGAAUAAUGUUAUUCUGUUCUUUCUAUCAUAAAUAUUUGUUUUUAUUUUAUGUGAUUGAGUGCUUUGUCUGCAUGUAUGUAUGUGACCACAUGUGUGCAGCACUUGAGGCCAGAAGAGUCCUCUGGAAUUGGAGCAACAGAUGGUCUUAAGCCUCCAUAUGGGUUCUGGGUACUGAAUCAGGGUCUUCGGUUCUCUUAACUGUUGAGCCACCUGUCCAGCCCCGAAUAGCCAACCUUAUUACAUGAUAUCUACUUGCCACUAGGGUAAGUACUCUUGCUUUGGGCUCCUCCUUCCUAUUGCUGUUGCUGUUCGCCCUGUCACCUGAUUUAAGCAUUGCCUGUUGGGUACAGCCUCUGCUGCCAAGUGAUCCACAUGCAAAGGUGUCUUAGAGGGAACUAGACCCUGCAUUUACAUUGAGCAAGAAAAACAACCAACCCCACCCCCCAUAAAAACAACUCUGGCCAAUUUCUUAGCAUGAAUACUAGGCUCCAUUAAAGGAUUACUAAUAAAUACUAUAAAGAAAAUGCAAUGGAUUAAGAAGUGAAAUAAGUCCGAAGCAGUGUUAGCUUGGCUAUCUACCUAAUAAAAGUGCAACUGUUCUCUCUUCCCUGAAGCACCCUGCAUACUUAUCUAGUUCCUGCACACAUGCUGGAUUUGAAGAUUUUAGCAAGAGGUUAUUUAUUACUCGUGUUUAAUGCCUUCCUAUAUACCAUCCCCUGAGCAAUGUAUACAAUGCUGAAGUAUAGAAAAUUUGAUGUUGUUCCUCAAGCUUUAACCCGUUUGUCAUAGUGUUUCUUGUGUGUGUUUUUAAAGAGUUUGCAAAAUACUAAAAAAAAGUAUUUUAAUGAAUUUGAUUCUGUGAAAUACAUCAUUUUGAACAUGUAUAAUUUCUUACUUUCAUGCUCAUUCUAUUUAGUGAUCUAUUUCCAUAUUUUGUAUUCUAUCAAUAUAUUUAUUAGUGGACCACAAAAAGGUUCCGAGUACAUGAAUAUAAGAGUAGCCCUGCUUGGCUAUUUUAUAAUACCAAAAUACCUGUGGGUACUCAUAGUUGAAUAGAUACUCCAGAUUCUUUUCCUUGCAGCUCAAGUUUGUCUGGGUUUUUCUUCCAUUGAACAGAUUUCAUCAUUUCCCUAUGUACAAUAGUAGACUUCCUGAAAGUGCUACAGUUUUUACCAUGUAAUAGACUUGAGCAUGACAAUACUGUAAGAAAAUACAGAAGUCUCUAAAUAUGUCUGAGUUUUCAAAGGAAAUCAAAUAAUAGGUGUUUUCAUUUGACUAUAUUGUGGCAUUUAUGGGUAUUACUGUAAAAUGCAUAUGCAUUACCUGAUUUUCUUAACAUGUUUUGAACUAAUAAAGAAUUCUCCCAUGUAUCCUUA